This is a messenger RNA of Octopus sinensis (East Asian common octopus), 4960 nucleotides long. RefSeq names its product zinc finger protein 2-like. The coding region runs from base 96 to 2120 and encodes 674 amino acids. The transcript has 2 exons. The record is from RefSeq and is a predicted model, not a curated record. NCBI's taxonomy places the organism in Eukaryota, Metazoa, Mollusca, Cephalopoda, Octopoda, Octopodidae.
CUGGUGGUGGUGGUGGUGGUGGUGGUGGUAAUAGUGGUGGUGAUGGUAGUAGUGGUGGCAGCACCAACGACAACAACCAACAAGAUGGAGACAGCAUGCGAAACAGUCAAGGUGGAAACGAGAAAUCUUUCUUUUGUACAUUUUGUAAGAAAGGAUUCACCAACCAGUUCUUCCUGAAGAACCACGAACUCACACACACAGGCGUUCGACCAUUUGACUGCAAUUCUUGUGACAAAGCCUUUACGCAGAAAAUCAAUCUCAAAAACCAUUUAAGGACCCAUUCAGGGGAGAAACCUUUUCAGUGUUCCCUUUGUCCAAAGGCCUUCAGUCAACAAGGUAAUCUCAAACUCCAUCUCAGAACUCAUACGGGAGAGAAACCAUAUUCUUGUGAAGUCUGCGGUAAAAGUUUCUCCCAAAAAAUCAAUUUGACUUACCACAACCGUAUUCACACUGGAGACCUUCUCUAUUGUCAGUUCUGCAAGAAACCAUUUUCUAACGAGUUCUUCCUCAAAAUACACGAACGUAUACAUACGGGCGAGAAACCUUUUCAUUGCCAUUUCUGCAACAAGUGUUUCUCACAAGAGACAAACUUGAAGAAUCAUCUGCGAACUCACACUGGCGAACGACCAUUUUCCUGUAGUGUUUGUUCGAAGGCUUUUAGCCAGAGAGGUAAUCUAAAGCUCCAUCUUAGAACUCAUACAGGUGAGAAACCAUUUGCCUGUGAUGUAUGCGGUAAAGCCUUUUCCCAGAAAGUAAAUCUAAGCGACCACAAAAGGCUUCACACUGGAGACCUGUUCUAUUGCAGUUACUGCAAGAAACCGUUUUGCAAUCAAUUUUUUCUGAAGAUUCAUGAGCGGACGCACACGGGCGAACUUUACAAAUGUACAUUUUGUCCGAAAGAUUUCACCCUUUUGAUCAACCUGAAGAACCACCUGAGGACCCAUACGGGGGAGAAACCAUUCCAUUGCAGUAUGUGUUCAAAGUCUUUUAGUCAGCAAGGAAAUCUUAAGUUACACAUGAGGACUCACACGGGGGAAAAACCGUUCAAGUGUGACCUUUGUGACAAGUGCUUCUCCCAAAAAACUAAUCUUGAAAAUCACCAGCGUGUCCACACUGGACAAUUGUUUAAAUGUGACUAUUGCACCAAAGAGUUUACUUUGCAAAUUAGCCUGAAAAACCACAUCCGGGUCCACACGGGAGAGAAACCUUUCCAUUGCAGCUAUUGUAACAAGCUCUUCUCACAGCGAACCGAAUGGCGUAACCACGAGCGGACCCACACGGGGGAAAAACCAUUCCAAUGUCAGAUUUGUUCGAAGGCUUUUUCUCAAGCUGGAAACUUGAAGUUACACAUGAGGACACACACAGGCGAGAAGCCGUUCAAGUGCGACACAUGCAACAAGUCGUUCUCGCAGCGAGCCAACCUGAACAACCACAAAAGGACUCGAACGGGCUGUGAGCUCUUCACCAAGCAGCCGCCGUUGGCCUCCACUGCUUCGUCAUCCGCUUCUCAUGGCUGCAUGAUGUACCCCAAGGACUCCAACCUCUCGCCUCCGAUGCCAGGUUCGGACCCUCUCCCUGUGAUGGGGUCGUCCAUGAUGAUGCCCUCCGAAGACAAGAAUGAUGGUGACAACCAUCAGCAUCACGAAAAGAGCGCUUUGUCCUCAGCUUCUCAGACAUCCACGUAUAACUGUGAUACGAGUGCGUCGAAACCUCAGCAGCAGCAGCAGCAGCAGCAGCAACAACAACAACAGCAGCAACAACAACAACAACACCAACAACAACAGCAAGCUCAUCAGUCUGCCAUGUUAUCAUCAAAUUCCAACAAGCACAACAUGAAAACCAACAAGCACCAUCAAGAACAUUUACCACCAAAUUCCCACAUGGGACGGUCAGAGCAACACCUUCAUCCAAACCAACAAGAUACCCAGGGUGGAAUGCGACUGCACCCUUCGAACCUGUCUCGGUUUAAUUCCGCUGCAUAUCUGCAUGAGAUGUCGCAGAACUGGGAGACCAACUACCUCUGGCCCAGAGGGUACCCUAUGCCCACACUGCUUGGCUCCAGCUGGCCAAACAUGCCUACAUCUUACUCUAGCGGCAAACAUGGUAAACAGAACUCGUGAGCCAGCCUGCAGACUCUGUUCGGACUCUCUACGGAUUCCGUUGGGAAUCUCUUGCAUCCAAACCGAUACAUGUGACACGAGGACUUGUAACAUUUCUUAAGACAUGUCUUAAGUUGUCUUAUUAAUCGUUAGCCACAUGUCAUCUCCAAGCUGACAGAACUUACCAACGGCUGUUCAACUAACUUCCUCAAACAUGUCAGGCUCUUUACGAUCUGUUUGUCAGGUUUCUGUGGAAUUUUUCAGGUCAAUUGGCAAAAAUUCAUUUUUGUAUUUAAAAGAAGAAAAAAUCAAGAACAAAACAAGAAGAAGAAAAUAACCGAAAAGAACUGGAUUGUGAUGGUGCAAACAAAGGAAAACAAUAGUGAGUCACAUUGUAAAAUUUGACAUUGAAAACUUUUCAGGGAUCCUCUUCCUAAGAAUUUAUUUCUGGAUCCUUGUACGUCGAGUGUUCAAAUUUCACCGGAAUCCACUUUGCCUGUGUCAUCGUCUUUCAGGGAUUGAUAUUAAAACAAAAACAAAACAAAAGUACCAGUCAUAUGCUGGGGCCAGUUUUAAUUGAAUGCACCCCCCCACCACCACCAACUAUAAAUCUCUGGCUUUUCUCAAUCUAAGAAAUCAUUAUGACAAUGAUGAUGAUGAUUAUUAUUGUUACUACUAUUAAAAUAUCCCUUAGCAGUUCAAAUAUCAGAAAGCACUGGAUCACUCCCCCCUGACAUUUAUGCUACCAUAUAAUCCCCCCCUCUAUAUAUGCAUACACACACACACAUAUAAAUACUUUGUAUGUAUAUAUAUAUAUAUAGACAUAUAUACAGAUAUAUAUAUAUAUAUAUAUUGCUUUAAAAUAUAGUGAUGAUCACUGAAUAAAACGCUCUCUCUCACACACACACACAUGCUCUGACAGACGCAGUAUUCAUAUCUUGAGAACUUAUGAUGAAAUGCAACACUCAAAUGUUGGACAACACCAGCCUCACCCAAUUAACACACACACACCUACCAUCAUUGGUUUUAUGUCUACCUUUCAGUGCUUGCAUGAGUCAGACAAGACUCCUUUGGAGCAGAGUCAUGCAUACAUACAUAUAUACAUAUAUAUAUAUAAAUAUAUAUAUAUAUGUAUGUAUAUUGCUUCCUGCAUGCAUAUGCCUUUUGCAUGUAUUUGGAUUGUAAGUUAAAGCUCUCUAGUAAUAAUAGUUUUAAUCGUGUUGACUUUGUCCAUUAAGUAUAACAUCUGCACCCAGAAGAUAUUUGUGUCUGAGGAGGUAAUUUGUACCUGUGUGUGUGUGCAUGUCCGUGCACAUGGGACGAGAGGGGAGAGGGGCGUGCACUGCUUCCUUGUAAUGAGAGAAGAAUGGGUCUAUUAUUCCUUGUACAUAAUGUUGUAGACUUCCAACCCACUUUUCUCUCCCCAAACUGCUUAUUUAUAUAUACUCCUACCACCACAAUGCCAUGCCUCAGCCUUCUUCCCCACUGGCCCUCAGUUAUGCCAUCUGUAAAUCUUAUCAGCUGAGCUUUACAAUACUUUAUUGGUAAAUACUGUGCACAUGGUGCACAUUGAUGCAUCAUUGCUGCACCAUGGCGAGUGCACUUGCAGUCAGUUUGUCAUCUUGGUGUAAUUAGUUGUUAUUUAUUUUUUUUAUGUGUUGUUGUUGUCAGUCUUGUGGUUAACCUUACCCUGCCCCCUGCCCAGCCUGACUUGUAGCCCCACACUUUACGAUCCACACCUGGCAGUGACUUAAUAAGGUGGAUGUCUUUACCUGCCACAGUGUCUUAGAUACCAUAAAUGUGAAAUUGGUGAACAAAUUAAAAUGCAUCACAGGUUUUCGAGUUCUAAUAUCCAAAGUUAAUUAAAAUACCUGUGUUGUCGCCUCCUGUUUAAUUUUUUUUCAUCAGAAUUAUUCAAUAAGAAAAUGAUUUUUGUCACCUUAAGGUUGUAGUUUUAAUUAAUAAAAAAUUUUUAGGCUGACUUCAUUAAACCUGUUCAUACCUACUUCAAAUACUUUGCUGUGUCUCCUUGGGUACUACACUUAAUUUCACAUGUUUUACUUUACAUAACCUCAGCUCACCUUAGCAAGUGAUGGUACCAGGUUACAAGGUUUUGUAACCUGGUACCAUCACUUGUACCAGGUUACAAGGUUCUGUGUUCAAUCCCAGGGUGCUGUGUCUUGGGAAAGUGUUCUGCUGUGGUUACCCAAUUUUUUGUGAGUAAUAUUUAGGAGAUAAAAAACUAUCUGCAAGUCCAUGUGUGUGCGAAGGUACUUAGGGAGUUGCACUUGUGGUUAUGGGUCAAUGGUUUCAAUUCCUGGACUGGGCAUUGUGUUCGAUUCAUGAACAAAAUAUUUAAUUUCUUGUUGUUCCAGUCUACUCAGCUGUAGAUUUGCACCAACAAUAGCUGGGAGAUUAAUCCUUCGACAGACUGGUGUCUCAUUCAGUGGGGUAAUGUUGGAAUCUCAGUCCCCGACAUGCCAUGGAAACCGGGUGGGGGUAGGGGGGUGUGGCUCAGUGGUUUAGGUUUUGGACUUGUGAUCAUAUGAUUGUGGUUUUAUUUCCUGUACUGUGUGAUGUGUCAUACCCUUGAACAAAACACUUCAUUUCACAUUGCCCCCAUACACUCAGCUGGCGAAAAUGAGAAAUCUUGUGACGGACCAUCCUCCCAUUCACGAAUGGAGUAUUUCCGCCACAAAACCAAGGAAACCGACACCAUGAGUCUAUGGAGCUAUCCAUGGAAACUGUGUCAGCCUUAUGAAUCCUAAGGCUCAGGAAAAUGAGAAUAAUUAAAUAAACGCAUGUGUUUGUGUAUGUAUCUGCAUCUGUGUGGAUGUUUACAUCGUGUAGUCCCUUGGAAA